AUGCUGAGACCCGUCAUGGAGAGCAUUCAAGAGCAGCUAGAUGUGAGCGAGCAACUCGCGCAGCAUGGGCGCCUCUGUGAGGACACCGAGAAAAGCAUGUCACUUGAAAUCGAAAAACAAGACCGCAUACUCCAAGAGCUCCGCGACACGAAGGCUGCGCUCGAGAACGUAUUUCUAUUGACCGAUUUUUGUACUUAGUUCCCUCUUCAUGACGAGCUCUUUCUUUAACUUAUGCUUGGCGUUGCAUCCCUUUGGCUGACAAUCUUCUCCGUUUAACAUACAUCGUGGCUUUUCCCUCUUGUCUUGACGAUCAGUUAAUUACAUGUUGUCACUGGUGCCUUCCUCCGAACAUCUACACAGGAAAUCCAUAAGGCAGAACAGGACAAGGAGCUAGAUGUGAAUGAGUUUUUGGAGCCACGGGACGUUUUGAGCCGACAAUUGUUGGAUUUGAUAGCAGAGGAGGCGGCUCUCGAUGACAUGAUCUUGCAUCUCGAAGACUGCUUAAAGGAGAAGCUUCUGCCUGCUGAUGCAUGGAUGCAAGAGGUGCGGGACACCGUGAGACGGCAGUUCUACGUUCGCGAAUUGAAGAAGAAAGUGAUUCGGGCAGUGCGCGCACGCAAAGUGAAAGUCAGCCUUGCGACGAGUCCACGAGAAGACGCUCUGAACAGCAUGCGUGCAGGAACUAUUGCGAGCUAA
Messenger RNA from Amoebophrya sp. A25, 696 nucleotides. NCBI's taxonomy places the organism in Eukaryota, Dinophyceae, Syndiniales, Amoebophryaceae. The record is from the annotation of a GenBank genome assembly.